AUGAAGAGAUCCAAGUCUGGAGACAAUGGCAAAAAGCGGCAUAAAAACUGGUCUGUGUUAGAGCCAGGGUGGCAGGGUAUUUUUGUGACUUGCCCGCGCGGCAAGGAAUCAAACUGUCGGGCUGAGCUGCUAGAUUUGUUACGGGAAUAUGUCGAUAACGACGACGAAGAGGAAGACGAGGGCGAAGAGGAAUCGGGCGACAUUGAGGCUGUGUUGUCCAAAGAGGUUGCAUCCUUGAAACAAAAACGCAAAGAGAGCAACGUAGAAGGCCACUUGGUGGGCUGUGAGUGCGUGGUGUUUGCCCGAUUGAAGAAAGCCGACCCAGUGGAGGUUGUAAAGCGGAUUUGCCGGGACGCAAAACACAAGGGAAUGAAGCAAACGCGGUAUGUCCAACGCAUGACACCCGUGUCGCUACUUGUGACCGCCAAUCUCGACAAUAUUGAAAAGUUCACCCCUAUAGUCGAGUCUGCAAUGCCUGGCGAGGGCCUCAAGUUUGCCAUCAGACCCACGAUUCGAAACAACACCAAGAUCCCCAGGGACGAACUUAUCUCCAACACUGCCAAGCUGGUUGGACACCGCCACAAAGUGGACCUAAAGGGCUACGACAAGCUGGUUCUUGUCGAGUGCUUUAAAUCGGUCAUGGGGCUGUCUGUUGUUGACGAGUUCGAUGAACUGAAUAAAUUCAACCUUACACAAAUCUAUGAAGCUGCGGCAAAGGCCCAAAAUGAUGCUCAAAAUGAUGCCGAGUAG
Messenger RNA from Wickerhamiella sorbophila, 750 nucleotides. RefSeq lists its product as uncharacterized. Gene Ontology annotation, molecular function: RNA binding. The transcript has a single exon. Gene Ontology annotation, biological process: tRNA modification. The coding region runs from base 1 to 750 and encodes 249 amino acids. The record is from RefSeq and is a predicted model, not a curated record. NCBI's taxonomy places the organism in Eukaryota, Fungi, Ascomycota, Dipodascomycetes, Dipodascales, Trichomonascaceae.